Messenger RNA from Myxocyprinus asiaticus (Chinese sucker), 5062 nucleotides. Its product is annotated as F-box only protein 31-like. The transcript is spliced from 10 exons. NCBI's taxonomy places the organism in Eukaryota, Metazoa, Chordata, Actinopteri, Cypriniformes, Catostomidae. Gene Ontology annotation, molecular function: protein binding. The record is from RefSeq and is a predicted model, not a curated record. Bases 2435 to 3742 code for a protein of 435 amino acids.
AUCAGGGUGAUUAAGCGAUGAGAGAUUUUUCAUUUUUGGAUGAACUAUCCCUUUAACAUAUUGGAAGUGUGUCUUUUUUGUGAGGAAAGUACUCAACACAAAGUUUUGGCUGUUGUUUGAACAAAGAGAUAUCGCUUUUCAAUGGUUGUGCAUAAUUACUUAUUUCCGACUAUAUAAUUAAGCUAUAUUAUUAAGUGUGACUGCGCCAAACUGAGUGAUCAAACCGUCUUCACCUGUGCAAAGCAACAUUCAGGCUCAUCCUCCUCCCCUUCCACUAAAUGUUGAUGUUUAAAAAUGAGCAGAGCUCAUUCUGUCACUACAUGAAUUAAUUCUACAAGACUGGAUUAGAAUACACCAGCAUCAUGUAAAUGCAAUUUCAUGACGAUCACAUUUGUAACACAAUAGCUCACUCCUGAUAACCAUUUUAUAACUUUAUUUUCUGUGUAGAGAGCAGCACUUUCUGCAGCUGAAACACUGCUGGUGUAAAAGCACACGCUGUUUGCAGUGAAAUUGUCGUGACACACUGCUUCGAUUCGGCUCACGUACUGCUUCGGCGUGCAGUGUAAAACAGGUGUCAAAACCUAGUGUGCCACCUACAUAGGCAACAAUUUUUGGCGUGAUAGACUAGCGCAUAUUACAAAGGAUGUCUAGGUAGGCAGCUCGUUAGAGUUUGGGACACAGCCGUUAUGUUUUGGUGAAGGUUUCUGGUGAAGAAAUUGUAGCCUACUUGUCAUAUUUAACCACAAAUCAAUACUAAAAUAUUAAACUAUAUUUUACAUAAGGAAAAUGAAGCGUACAUUUAGGAUCAUUAAGAUUUUUUUGCAUUGUUGUGUGACAUUAUUUUCUGAUCACUUGAGCUAAUUUUACCCCCAAUUUACAUUACUGUAACAGUCAUUUUGUACUGCAUUGAUUUUUCCUUUUUAAAUGCAGUAAUUUAAAAAAUGUUUCACAUUGAGGUAAUGAGAAUAUCAUAAUUACUAUCUUCGUAUUGUGGUAGUGAGUCAUUUUUAGUGACCCUUUGAGGUCACUGUAAUUUUUUUCUUAUCUCAGUUCUUGUGCUGAAAACCCUAAUAAGUUGACUCUACUCAAUUGAUUGAGUCAACUUGAUCCCUCAAUUAAACUGAGUAAUGGCGUCUACAAAACCUUUUUAAUUAAGAUUACUCGACCCUCUACGGACAUGAAUCGCCAUUGGCUAGUAAAUUUUAGUUUUUACUCGCCAGACUUUUAACAACAUGUAAGCGUAAUGCAACUGAAAACCGAGAAGGGGGCAACAUAUAUAAUCUACAGUAUGUAGUCAAAUAUUAUACACACACACUGGCGGCCAAAAGUUUGGAAUAAUGUACAGAUUUUGCUGUUUCGGAAGGAAAUUGGUAUUUUAAUUCACCAAAGUGGCAUUCAACUGAUCUGUCACAGAUUGGAUGGCCCUCUUCUUCGCAGCACCCAUUAUGCCCAACAGGUAAAGGGCUCUGCAGAGUGAGCAUCCUGCAAAGCCCCUACAGCCUACUUCAGUUGGCUCACAGUGUGUCCUCCAGCCUCCGGCCCGGCACGUCUCCUCCAGUUCCUGGUAUUUUGCGCGCUUCCUCUCGUUGGCCUCUUCAAUGCACUCUUCACAGGUGUUUCAGCAUGACCAUUUGCUUGUUGGACUCAGAGAUGAUGAUCAUGUCUGUCCGGAGUGAUGUUGAUACGAUGUGCUCAGGAAACUUUAGCUGCUUACCCAGAUCGACUUUGAACUGCCAGUCAGAGGCUGUGUGGAGGAGACCUGACCUUGACUUUGUUUGUAGAUGGGGUUUCUUACCAGCUUUGAUGAAGGUGAUGGACUUCUUUGGGGCAUGAUUGUGUUUGCCGGUGGCCAAUGGAAGCGGCAAUGCUCUCUGCAACUGCCUUGAGCACCUGGUCGUGGCACCAAUGAUAGCGACCUUCCCCAAGGGCUUUUGGGCAGCUGCUGAGGAGAUGCUCCAGAGAACCCCUUCCAGGACAAUGAGGGCAGGAGGGUGUCUCACUUUUUACCCAGAUGUGAAGGUUGGGUGUCAUAAACCGUCUGAACAAGGAACCGGACACGAUGGAAGUCUGCCAGCAUGAUGUUAGCCCAGGUAAUCCUGUGUUGCAGUAUGCUUUCCCACCUUGUUCAUGCCCCCUGCUGCCGGAGCCCCACCAUCCUGCUUGCAUCUUCCAUCACGCCUGCUCGGAAUUCUUCCUGGAUUAAAAAUUGUUGCUCUUUGCCUUUGGUCUUUCUGACCUGCCUCUUUGGAAAGUAUCCCAAACCCAUUCUGCCUGUUGCCACUGUCCCCACCAGAGCCCUUUGCCUCAGACGUGACUCUGCCACCUCCUCUUCUUCCUCCACUCUCCAUUUUCUGCCAGUUCUCACCUCAAUACCAGCCGAUGACACUUUGUGGUCACUGGAGUCCCUCUACUGCAGAGCUUCUCUUAAUUCGGUAUGAAGGAUGACCUACGGAAGAUGGAGAUUGUGGGUAUGUCAAGCCGAGAGCUAUAUGUCAAACGUGUGAACCCGCAGGUGAAGUCGGGACGCUUUAUGAAGCUCCUCCCUGAUUAUGAGCAUAUGGACUAUCGGGACGUGUACACACACUUGCUACAUCCAUAUAGACACAUCCUUGGUCUCUGGCAGCCUGACAUAGGGCCCUAUGGAGGACUACUGAAUGUGGUGGCUGAUGGGCUAUUCAUUAUAGGCUGGAUGUAUUUACCUCCCCAUGAUCCCCGUGUUGAGGACCCCAUGCGCAGACGGCCUCUUUUCCGCAUUCAUAUGUGGGAGAAAAAUAAAGCUACAGUAGAAUGUAUGUAUGGCCAUAAGGGCCCUCAUAAAGGAGACAUUCAGACUGUGAAGCUGGAUGAAUUUUCCACCAAAUGCAACCAGACAGAUCACCAUCGUAUGCCUGGAGGAAGGCAAGAGGAGUUCAGAACAUGGUUGGAGGAGGAAUGGGGAAGAACAUUAGAGGACAUUUUCCAUGAGCACAUGCAGGAAUUGAUCCUCAUGAAGUUUAUUUACACCAGCCAGUAUGAUAAUUGCCUCACAUACCGGCGGAUAUAUCUGCCCCCGUGCCUCCCUUCAGACCUCAUACAGCCUGGCCUCUUUAAAGGGACGUAUGGCAGUCAUGGCCUGGAGAUUAUAAUGCUGAGCUUCCAUGGCUCCAAGGCCAAAGCUACCAAACUUACUGGUGAUCCCAAUGUCCCAGCAGGCCAGUUGACAGUAGAAAUAGACCUGAACCGUCCUGUGCAUCUGCCUGACCUGGAGCAGCAGAGGAACAUGGAAGAACUGUCUCGCCUGGUGCUGGGGGAGCAUGAGGAGGCCCAUAGGGGCUCGCAGGCCCGGGAUGCCCCAUCAGAAGGUUCAGAAGCAGGCCCUUCUCAGGGGGCAGAGGGCUCAGAUGUAGCUCCCCCUACUGGAGCAGAGGGUGUUGAGCCUGGAGCUGGUGCCUGCAGUGCACCAUCUGAAGUGCAACCUUUUGUGCUGCCUCUGGGAGUCAUGGCCCGCAAUGAAGUGUACCCUCGCACCUGUAAGAUGUGUUUUUAUGGGACAGGCUUGAUCGCCGGCCAUGGUUUUACGAGUCCAGAGCGCACGCCGGGUCUGUUCGUUCUGUUUGAUGAUGACCGUUUCGGCUUCAUCUGGCUGGAGCUUAAGUCAUUCAGUCUGUAUAGCCGACUGACAGACCAGCUAUCCCACGCACAGGCCCCCAGCAUGGAGCGCUUCGAGUCCAUGCUCUGCAACAUGCAGUCCUGGACAUCCUGAUAGCAACCUCACUCUAUUGUACUCCACUGUUCUCAUCAGGCGCACACUCUGGGAUUCAGAUUACUGUUGAUGCACACAUACACACAUUAGGGAUGGGCAUUUUAGUCACUUUGUGUACUUGAGUCCUCAGAAAAUAGAUUAAGUGGCAUCUCUCUGCUCUUCAUGCAGAUUACCUAAUUAUCUAAACUUUAAAGUUAAAAUUUCAAUUGAAGGAAAAGUUACUGAGCCAAGUUAAUGAAACCAUUAGCAUUGAUUGCCAUUAGGAUUGAUUUUUUUGUAAUACAUAACCAAUUAUGAAAUCAAAAAAUGAGACUGUUUUUGACACGUUUGCGUAGAAUUAAAAAUUCAGUAAAAAGUCUUCUUACGCAUGAUCUUGAUCGAUAAUUUUUUAAUGAGUAUUUGAGUACUUGUGCCCAUCCCUAACACACUUUCACACACACUCCUGCUUGCAUCAGCACAGGUAUAUUUACAGUGGCAUGCCCAUACAGGUUGUAUUAUAUUAAGCCUUUCUUAUCAGCUUUUUAAUUAAUUUAUUUUUGUAACCUCAAAAUGGUGAAGACAAUGACAUGAAAAUUCACCCAUGUACUCUGGAGAAAGUUGAGCGUGCCUCCGAGUCAUUAGCGAGAUAUUUGAUCCGAGACUUCUAUACAAAAUUUGGUGGUUUUGUACUUUAGACAUAAUUUAGAUCCAAGUUUGCAGCGUUUGUCCUCAACAUGGCUUGCAGUUACUGGAAAAACGGUCUGCAUUCAGGAUCGAACUGAGAUUGCGUUUUAGAUUCCAAUUCAAUUCCUAAUUUUGAAUUAAAUUUGAGUUUAGGCAGCAAACAGGAUCAUAUUAAUAGCCAAUUUCUGAGAUGCCACCAAAAUAAAUUUGUGUUUAUAAAUACAGCAUUUCAUUAUAUUUUAUAAAUUAACUUUCAUUUUAUGGACUAUGGUGUAAGAGCAAUUAAUUUAUCUUCAAAAUACAGCCAAACAACAGGUUUACAAGAUGGAAACCUUAGCAGAACACCUAGAAAAUUAUCUGUUCUUGCCCAUUUUGUUGUUCUGUUGGACUAAUGAAAUUCCUGCUGCAUGAUUGUUAAAUUUCCUUGAAUUGCGAUUCAAAUUCCAAUUCAUCAUAAUGGGGCCAUGGCAAUUCAAAUUAAAAAUCAUGAAUUGAAAUUGAGCCAGUUCUUAAAUUCUGAAUUUUGCCCAAACCUGGUCUGCAGUAGCUUGUAAUCAAUGUUAUCUAAUUUAUUUAUAAUUUUUCUUCUUCUGAACAUUAUUUGUAAAAUACAGAAUUUAUUCGGCCAACAUUAUGGCAUUAAAGUGCUCUUCCAUU